GGGGCCAGGCCGGGCCGGGGCCGGGGCCGGUGGCGGCGGCGGCGCGGGCCCCGUCAUGGCCCAUUUCGAGACGCAGUAUCAGCGCCUGGAGAGCUCCUCUACCGAGUCACCUCCCGGUGGCGGCGACCUGCUUGUCCAUGUCCCCGAGGGCGCCAAGUCUCCGUGGCAUCACAUUGAGAACCUGGACCUCUUCUUCUCUCGCGUCUAUAACCUGCAUCAGAAAAAUGGCUUCACCUGCAUGCUCAUUGGGGAGAUCUUUGAGCUCAUGCAGUUCAUCUUUGUGGUGGCAUUCACCACCUUUCUUAUCAGCUGCGUUGAUUAUGACAUCCUCUUUGCCAACAAAGCAGUAAAUCAUAGCCAGCAUCCCAGUGAGCCCAUCAAGGUGACUCUGCCAGAUGCCUUCUUGCCUCCAAAUGUCUGCAGCGCAAGAAUCCAGGCAAACAGCUUCCUCAUCUGCAUCCUGGUGAUAGCUGGGGUUUUCUGGAUCCACAGGCUUGUCAAAUUCAUCUACAACAUUUGCUGCUACUGGGAGAUUCACUCUUUCUACAUCAAUGCCCUCAAAAUCCCUAUGUCCACCCUGCCAUACUACACCUGGCAGGAGGUGCAGGCCCGCAUCGUGCAGAUCCAGAAGGAGCACCAGAUCUGCAUCCACAAGAAGGAGCUGACAGAGCUUGACAUCUACCACCGCAUUCUCCGCUUCAAGAACUACAUGGUGGCCAUGGUGAACAAGUCACUGCUGCCCAUCCGCUUCCGCCUGCCCCUGCUGGGGGACACUGUCUUCUACACCCGUGGGCUCAAGUACAACUUCGAGCUUAUCUUCUUCUGGGGGCCUGGCUCCCUCUUUGAAAACGAGUGGAGCCUGAAGGCUGAGUACAAACGGGCCGGGAACCGCCUAGAGCUGGCUGAGAAGCUCAGCACUCGCAUCCUCUGGAUUGGCAUUGCUAACUUCCUCCUCUGCCCCCUCAUCCUCAUCUGGCAGAUCCUCUAUGCCUUCUUCAGCUACACAGAGAUCCUGAAACGAGAGCCAGGCAGCUUGGGUGCCCGCUGCUGGUCUCUCUACGGACGCUGUUACCUCCGUCACUUCAACGAGCUGGACCACGAACUGCACUCACGCCUCAGCAAGGGGUACAAGCCAGCAUCCAAGUACAUGAACUGCUUUAUCUCCCCACUCCUCACCAUUGUGGCCAAGAAUGUGGCCUUCUUUGCUGGCUCCAUCCUGGCUGUGCUCAUCGCUCUCACCAUCUAUGAUGAGGACGUGCUGGCUGUCGAGCAUGUCCUGACCACAGUCACCCUGCUCGGGGUGGGCAUCACCGUGUGCAGGUCUUUCAUCCCUGACCAGCACCUGGUGUUUUGCCCAGAGCAGCUGCUGCGAGUCAUCCUAGCACAUAUCCACUACAUGCCUGACCACUGGCAGGGCAAUGCCCACCGCUAUGAAACCAGGGACGAGUUUGCCCAACUCUUCCAGUACAAAGCGGUCUUCAUCCUAGAGGAGCUCCUGAGUCCCAUCAUUACCCCUCUGAUCCUCAUUGUCUUCCUGCGGCCCAAGUCCUUGGAUAUUGUCGACUUCUUCCGCAACUUCACGGUGGAGGUGGUGGGAGUGGGCGACACCUGCUCCUUUGCCCAGAUGGAUGUGCGCCAGCACGGCCACCCAGCGUGGAUGUCAGCUGGAAAGACCGAGGCCUCCAUUUACCAGCAGGCUGAAGACGGCAAGACAGAGCUGUCCCUCAUGCACUUUGCCAUCACCAACCCCAAGUGGCAGCCACCCCGUGAGAGCACAGCCUUCAUCGGCUUCCUGAAGGAGCGGGUGCACCGGGACAGCAGCAUCGCCCUGGCUCAGCAGGCUGUGCUUCCCGAAAACGCCCUCUUCAGCUCCAUCCAGUCCCUGCAGUCGGAGUCGGAGCCUCACAGCCUAAUUGCCAACGUGAUCGUGGGCUCCUCGGCGCUGGGCUUCCACGUGGGCCGGGACGGGCAGGCCUCCCGCCACCUCUCUGAAGUGGCCUCGGCCUUGCGUUCCUUCUCCCCACUUCAGUCUGCCCAGCAGCCUCCCAGUGGCUUCCAGACAUCAGGAAGGGAUGGAGAGGCAGCCCAACCUCGGGGUGCCAGUGCCAUGACAGCCUCUGGUGCUGACGCGAGGACUGUGAGCUCAGGGAGCAGCGCCUGGGAGGGUCAGCUGCAGAGCAUGAUCCUGUCGGAGUAUGCCUCCACUGAGAUGAGUCUCCAUGCACUCUACAUGCACGAGUUGCACAAGCAGCAUGCCCAGCUGGAGCCCGAGCGGCACACCUGGCACCGGCGAGAGAGCGACGAGAGCGGGGAGAGCACCCACGAGGAGCUGGAUGCUCCACGGGGAGCCUCCGUCCCCAUCCCCCGCUCUGCCAGCUACCCCUUCUCCUCGCCGCGGCAGCCUGCCGAGGAGACAGCCACCCUGCAGACCGGCUUCCAGCGGCGAUACGGUGGCAUCACAGACCCGGGCACAGUACACAGAGCCCCAUCACACUUCUCCCGCCUCCCUCUGGGUGGCUGGGCUGAGGAUGGGCAGUCAGCAAGACACCCAGAGCCCGUGCCAGAGGAGAGCUCAGAGGAUGAGCUUCCACCACAGGUCCACAAGGUAUAGCCUUGUAGACUGGGGAUCUCAUGGGGGUUGCACACUGGGAGCCACCUGGGCAGCAGGAUGUGGCAUCAGCCUGAUUAUUCUCCAGUCCUAAGCAGACAGGAUAGUCCCAGGCUCCAUUUUGUUGCCAUCGGUUGCCGAAGAGACAAAACUGCCAGGCUGGCAGCUUUGUGGUGGCACCUUCUGUCCAGCUGUGUGUCAAGUCAAUGCCACUCUGACUCUGUGGGGUGAAUGCGUGUGUGAGUACAUACAUGUGUCUGUGUUCACAUCUGUGUCGUCCGUGUUGGAGGAUCGCUGCAGAGCCUGCAGAAGCUGAUGUGACCAGGACUCAGCAGUGGGGAGCUGUGGACUGGCUCGGAAGUGGUGGCAGCAGCUGUUGUUUGGAGGGAUGUGAGAUGGCAUCAGCUCCAGAUGUCUGCCCAGCGCUGGGACCUGCCUCCAAACUGAAGGCAGGACCUGUUGAGGGAAGUCCAUCUCAGCCUGUAGCAGUGCACCUGCCCUGCCUGCAGCCCUGAGGAGGUGCCCAGGACCAUGUUUGCCCUCCUGGAGAGGACCAGUGUGCCUCUCAGCCCAGAGCAGGACAACAGUGGGGUGCUCACUUGCCCUGCAGCCCAGGCCCCUCAGAAGGACCCCACAGAAGGAUCUAGAGCCGGUGGGAAGAGCUCUGGCUGGGAUCUGGGGAUGCUGUGCUGCUCUUCCCCAACUCUCAUGACAGCUGCGCCCAUCCCCUACACACAUACGAGGGAGGGUCAGUGGGGUGAGAGUGCUGGGUCCCUGAUGUCCUUCCCAGCUGGCAGGCUCUGUGCUGUACCUCUGGGGUAGGGCAGUAUUCUCCUGGCUGGUGGGGUCUGGGAUGUGAGCAGGUCCUCCUGCAGUGCCAAAGAGACUCGGAGCAGAGCAGCCCACCAGGAGCGCUCACAGGCUCGUUGCAGCACAGCCUGAAGAUCAUGUUCUCUGUAUCAGUUCCCUUCCCACUGGCAUGUUAGAGGCUUUUUUUUCCCCAUGCCCAGACUUUGGCCCAUUGGAUCUGUCCUCCUGAUGCAGCCAUUUCUGUGGUGUCAGGCCUCUUCCCCAGGCAAAGGCUUUGGUGUGUCUCUCGCAUCUCACCCAGGGACUCCCAGCUCCUCCUUCCAUCCUGAGACCUCGCUUGCAACAUUGCUUUGGCUGCUGUGGAGACCUUGUGCUAAGCAGCUGGCAUGGGCCAAACAGGGCAAGGAGGGCUGCCAAGAGAGAGGCAAAGCCCAGUUCAGGCAUGAUUACUUGUGUGUGGGAUCAAGAUACCAGCUGUGUAGCACAGCCUCAGACACAACCUUCCCACCAUUGUUCUGGUUUCAUUCUCUUUCAGUGGCAGCUCUUGAAGAUUUGCAUCCCAGACAACUCCUGCCAGGCUUUGCUUUCCACUCUCGCCCUUGACCAGGGCUGCUCGCUUUUGCCAUGCUCUCUGUGAGCACUGCAGACACUCCAUUGCUGUCCCUGCAGCCCAAGGCUGCCUCUCUUCCUCUGCCAGGAUUUUUGCCCUGUGCACUUUGAGCCUGGGCUGGGUGUGUUUGGCUAAGCUGCAGGCUCGCAGGGGUGCAGGAACCCCAGCCAAAACCAGGACAGCAGGGCGUGAGCAGAGGUGAGGUGCUCAGGUCGGGGCAGGAUCUUUGGGUUCCCUUUUGUGAUAGGGAGGGAUGGAUGAACCAAAGCUGCAGCUGCUCUGGAGUCUGAUAGAGACCAAGUGGAGUAUGCUGAAGCAAUGAUUGCUCUUUGCUGCUGGGGCCAGCACUGAGCCAGGCAAGGGGGUCCAUGGAUCUGGUGGGGUCCUCCCACAGAGGAGCAGCUGCAACGGGCUUGCUCCAGCUCCGGCUUCAGGUGACAAGAAACUGAAAGCAAACCUGUGAGCUCCAAGCUUUCCAGAGGCUUUGCCAGGCACCCUGGCUGCUGCUGUGGGUGGAGGUGAACCUCCCGUGGCUGCCGAGUGCUGCACCCGGGCCUCCCAGAUGGGUUUGUGCCGGUAUUUAAGCUGAGAGCUGGCUGGCUGAGGGCCUUUUCCUGGGCUGGCAGGAGGAGGAGGCUUGGCAGGAGCAGGCCGGAGCCCUUGCCGCAUGUUGUGCUUGUGUUGUCGGUGUCCCACGUGCAUGGCGAGCCGCUGCUCUGCAUCUCCUCGUCGGCGUGCGGGUGCAGGAGUCCCUGGGAAGCGCGGUACCGGCCCCACCGUGCCCUCGCUGUACAGCUGUCUAAUAAAGAUGGGCCGUGUCA
Pogoniulus pusillus (Red-fronted tinkerbird) is the source of this 4849-nucleotide messenger RNA. It is a transcript of the gene ATG9A, whose product is annotated as autophagy related 9A. Gene Ontology annotation, cellular component: autophagosome; phagophore assembly site. Gene Ontology annotation, biological process: nucleophagy; protein localization to phagophore assembly site; autophagy of mitochondrion. Lineage: Eukaryota; Metazoa; Chordata; Aves; Piciformes; Lybiidae. The coding region runs from base 56 to 2611 and encodes 851 amino acids. The transcript has 14 exons. The record is from RefSeq and is a predicted model, not a curated record.